Bombus pyrosoma is the source of this 2158-nucleotide messenger RNA. Its product is annotated as calcium release-activated calcium channel protein 1-like. The record is from RefSeq and is a predicted model, not a curated record. Gene Ontology annotation, molecular function: store-operated calcium channel activity. Lineage: Eukaryota; Metazoa; Arthropoda; Insecta; Hymenoptera; Apidae. Gene Ontology annotation, biological process: store-operated calcium entry. Gene Ontology annotation, cellular component: membrane.
UUAUCUGCCGAGGAACAUGAAUGCACAACCCAGUUUCGUAAAAUUACAGAAUUAUUGUAAUUGCAGAAACAAAUGAUAUUAAGCCAAGGAAAAUAAACAAACAGAUAUCUGAUGGCUUACUAAUGUCAUGAUAAAGUCGAGUCGCGAGUGGGAAUUUAGAUAAAGAUCUGAACAAGUGACGAAGAAAGUGCUUCUUCACUCGCUCGAAGAGCGGAAACAAUUUUCUUGUGUCGUUUGUAUGUGCUUUCUGGUAAGAAAUUCUAAAGAGUUAUUGGUGCUAAAUUAUUGGAAUUCCUAGAUUAAAUAGUGUGCUGCUUAUUAACAUGGAAACCCGUCGACGAGCUGAGUACGGUUCUUCGUUUAUCAGAGCUACGCAAGAAUCAAGCCUGAUGUCCAUAUGGUCGACAAGCACUGGACGCAAUUCAGUGUUUGGCGCGGAGGACGGAGCAGUACUCCCCUCCUCGCACUUACCGAUCCACGUACACGUGGCACGCACACAUCUGCGCAACGCUGACGGUCACUGCUUCCAUAAGCGGUUUCACAACUGUCAGCACCCGUUGGUUUUUGUCCUACACAGGACUUUUGGCAAGCUCUCCCGUUGGCACCGACGUUGCCAUCUACUUUCGUCAAAGAUGUCGCAGUCGGGAGAUGGCCUUCACACGCCGGGUUAUCUCUCUUGGAGAAAACUGCAGCUCAGUCGAGCGAAACUUAAAGCGUCGAGCAAGACGUCUGCUCUACUUUCCGGCUUUGCCAUGGUAGCUAUGGUGGAAGUACAAUUGAAUUCCGAUACGAAAGUACCUUCAGAGAUGUUAAUCGCCUUCGCCGUGUGUACUACGUUGUUGGUUGCAGUUCAUAUGUUAGCUUUAAUGAUAUCAACGUGUAUUUUGCCGAACAUCGAAGCUGUGUGCAAUCUGCAUAGCAUAAGCUUAGUACACGAAUCUCCACACGAACGUCUACACUGGUACAUCGAAGUGGCAUGGGCGUUUUCUACUCUUCUAGGACUUUUACUAUUUUUAUUGGAAAUUGCUAUACUUUGUUGGGUGAAGUUCUAUGACUUUUCACAAGUGGCCGCUUGGUCUGCUUGUAUCGUGUUAAUACCAGUACUAAUAAUCUUCCUCGCAUUUGCGAUACAUUUUUAUCGGAGCUUAGUGGCCCACAAAUACGAAGUCACUGUGUCCGGUAUAAGAGAACUGGAGUUACUUAAAGAACAAAUAGAGUCAACCGAUGUUGAAGGUAGAAAUGGUGUGAAUUUACUACAGACCGCUGGCGUGACGCACGUAGUCUGAACACGGUAAAGCACAAUCCAUGAUCUGUGUUACUUUUACAAUGUGAUAACCUCUCUGAGUGGAGGAUGAUGAAUCUCUAAUUAUCUGCAUAUGCUGCAUUGUUUAGCUUAUACAUGUUAUUACGUAUUAAAACAAUUCAAACGAUAGAUUAGAAUGGGUUAUGAAGAUGAGGAUUGGUACUGUAAUUGAAAUCAUCAAAAAUGACUGUAUAUAAUAUUUCUCAACACUUUUGUUCGCCUACAUACGUCAAGUUUGAAAGGGAACACCUGUUUCUUUCAACGAGCGAAGCGAUAUAUUGUUACCGAUGUUUAACUAUAUCGCAAUGAAUUUAUACACGUGCUGAAAAGUAAUUUUUGGUGAAAGGAUAUAUGUAUGUAUAAACGUGAAACAUUCCCCUUCUCGCGUAGCGACUUAACCUAUAAGAGCAAUGAUACGCGAUAAGAUUUAUUGUAUAACGUAUUCUUAGCUAUGGCUCAAAAAGCAACAGUCUUGAAUGGGGGUUUAUAUCUUCCAUUGACAAUGCGUGACUAGCUCGCAUUGAAUGUACUUAUUAUUACUUUGUUCGAAAACAUGCCUCUCGUGCGGUAUUAUUCAUAGUUCUUUUUAUGUUGUUCGUUUAUUUCUUUUCACAUAAUAAGUCCCGUGCUCAAGUAACGUUUGAGAAGCUUUUUACACGGAGACAAAAUAAUUUUCAGUCUUAUUGUCUCUGUCUGUACAAAAUUACUGCCGUCGCUAAAGAAGCGGCAAUUAAAUUAUUGUACAUAGCUUUUAUUGCGAACAAGCGGUUUAUACGUGUAUACAUAUGUUGAUAGAAAGAAAUAUAUGCAAAAUUGAAGUACUUUUGCUAGAAUAAAUUAUACAAAUAACAUCGA